Messenger RNA from Nelumbo nucifera (sacred lotus), 2039 nucleotides. Its product is annotated as WRKY transcription factor 72A-like. Gene Ontology annotation, molecular function: DNA-binding transcription factor activity; sequence-specific DNA binding. Gene Ontology annotation, biological process: regulation of DNA-templated transcription. The record is from RefSeq and is a predicted model, not a curated record. Lineage: Eukaryota; Viridiplantae; Streptophyta; Magnoliopsida; Proteales; Nelumbonaceae.
ACAUUAAACAAGUCAAACCAAGGUUCUUCUUUAUAAAAAGAGAAGUGCUGUAUAUGGAUGUUACAGAGAGAAGAAAUUGAUGAACAUUUUAGACAAGAAAGAGAAAGAGAAGAUCUUCCAAGUGAUGGAGGACACGAAAACAGCGGGUCUUGGAGGUCUUGUUAAGGAGGAGAAGAGAGCUGAGUCCAGCGGUGACGAGGAUAACUCUAGAGAGCUUGGAAAGAUUCCUACUGUAAGGACUGAAAUGUCGUCCAUGGAAACCAUUUUAAGAGCAUCAUCCACAAUCAAAAAGGAUCAGGAGGACCCGCUUGAAUCUGCCAAAGCAGAAAUGGGUGAAGUGAGAGAAGAAAAUGAAAGAUUGAAGAUGAUCCUAUCGCGAAUUGUUAAGGAUUACCAGUCUCUCCAAAUGCAAUUCUAUGGCAUCGUUGAACAAGAAGAAGCUAAGAAGUCUGGAGAUACAGCUCCUGUGGAUCAAGAAAUCGAAGAACCCGAACUUGUUUCGCUUAGCCUAGGAAGAACUGCGAGUGAACCCAAAAAAGAUGAGAAGAAUAGCAAUUCCAGCAAGAGUAAAGAAGAUGAUGACCAAGAAGGACUAUCUCUUGGGUUGGACUGCAAAUUUGAAGUGUCUAAGCCGGCUUCGACUGAAAAGGCGUCAAACCCAAGCCAGGAAAAUAGCUUUGAAGAGCCGAAGGAAGAGGAUGCCGGGGAGACAUGGCCACCCAGCAAAAUUCUCAAGGCCAUGAGAAGUGGAGAUGAUGAAGUUUCACAACAGACUCACGUCAAGAAAGCUAGAGUUUCUGUCAGAGCAAGAUGCGACACCCCAACGAUGAACGAUGGAUGCCAAUGGAGGAAAUACGGGCAGAAAAUCGCUAGAGGCAAUCCAUGCCCUCGAGCAUACUACCGCUGCACUGUUGCACCAGCUUGCCCAGUAAGAAAACAGGUUCAGAGAUGUGCCGAGGACAUGUCCAUUUUGAUCACCACAUACGAGGGAACCCACAACCACCCACUACCGGUCUCAGCCACAGCCAUGGCUUCCACCACCUCCGCGGCCGCUUGCAUGCUAAUGUCCGGCUCAUCUAGCUCCCGAUCAAUCCCCGGGUCCUCUGCUACAAAUACCACCUCUGCUGAUCUCCAUGGUCUAAACUUCAAUCUAGGAGAUAAUACAAGAGCCAGGCCAUCGUUCUACCUACCAAACUCUUCAAUCUCAUCCGCUACUUCACACCCCACCAUCACUCUCGACCUUACCGCUCCCCCUUCAUCGUCAGCCUCUUCUUCCUCUCAGAAUAAUAGGCUAUCUCCAAACUUCCCGGUUCAAAGAUACUCUUCGACAAGCUUUAACCUUUCUUCUACAGAACCUAAUAACUCCCAACUAACCUGGGGAAAUGGAUACCUAAGCUAUGGCGCCCAGCCCUAUACUAAGAACCAACAACUUGGGCCUUUAAAUCUUGGCAGGCAACCUCAACCUCAAGAGCAUUUCUACCAAUCUUACAUGCAAAAGAAUAAUCCAGCUCCUUCUCAGCAGUCUUUAACCGAGACCAUUGCAGCUGCAACAAAGGCCAUUACAUCAGACCCAAGUUUCCGAUCGGCGCUAGCAGCGGCAAUCACAUCAAUCGUAGGUGGCGGCAGCACUGGAGCCCAGGGAAACCAAGGUGGAUGUGAGAAUUUUGGCCAGAAUUUGAAGUGGGGUGAGAACAUUAAUACCAUUACCUCCUACACAUCGACUCCGAAUGGGAACGGAUGUGCAUCGAGCUACUUGAACAGAUCGUCUUCUUCAAAUACUCAACAAGGAAGUUUGAUGAUUCUCCCACCUGCGCUGCCAUUUUCAACCUCUAAGAGUGCAUCUGCGUUUCCAGCUGACACUAGGGACCAUAUCAACUGAUGUCUUUUUGUAAUUAUUGAUCGUUUGGAACUCUCUAAAUAAUUACAGUUGCUUGGCCGCUGUGAAGAAAAAAUUGCAUGGUGCAGGUGAUGACAGCAAGCGAAGUAUGUUGAAAACAGUUAUUAAUUAAUUACCAGUGUUUUGAACGGGUUUCUUUGAC